GCGGGGACUCCCAUCCGCAAAUUCCCGCCUCCAUGGGCGGUACCGGCUGCCGAGGGGCGACCGGUGCCCCGAGCCCCCGGUCGGUGCCUUCGCGGCACUCCGCUCCUGGGGCUGGACCCUCUCCCCCUUCGGAGGUGGAAAAAGUUUGUGCGGCGUGGAGCGGAGCGCGGCGGAGCGACGAAUGAAGAAAAUACGUUCUGUGAAGAGUAAAAGUACUUGAUUCUGGGAGGACUCUUGCAGCACUUCUAAUUUCAAAGCUGGAGAAAAGCAUGAAGGAACAGUCCAUCUGACUCCCUCAGCAUCUCGCACAGAACACAAAAUGGCUCUUCAGAAAAAAACUGUUGUUGGUGUCUUGGAGGAGUGGUGUUCGGCGGAACCGCUGUUCGGUUGCAGGUGGCACCAGAAUGUCAGGAAAAAACUGAGACUGAUACGAAUUGUAGGGCUCCUUGUCAGUGUAGUGGCCAUUAGUACUUUCUCACUUUCAAUGAGUGCCUUUUUCAAGAUGGAACCACAUAGCAUGGCACUGGUCAGCAGCCUAGAUAGCCAAAAGCUGGUGCAUGGGCACCAAAGAACUCUCUUGGAUUUCACAGAACAGAAUGAAAAUGGCACUCCAGAUCCACAUACUUCAAUGAAAUAUGAAGCUGGGCACGACAAUGAAACAGAUGAUCAUGCAAAAGGAGAGUACCCCGAGGAUCUUUUCUCUCUUGAGGAGAGAAGACAGGGAGCAGUGAUCCUUCAUAUAAUUGGAAUGAUUUACAUGUUUAUAGCCUUAGCCAUAGUCUGUGAUGAAUUCUUUGUUCCUUCCUUGACUGUCAUCACUGAAAAACUGGCCAUUUCUGAUGAUGUGGCAGGAGCAACCUUCAUGGCUGCUGGUGGGUCAGCCCCAGAACUCUUCACUUCUUUGAUAGGAGUGUUUAUAUCCCACAGCAACGUUGGCAUUGGUACAAUAGUGGGAUCUGCCGUGUUCAAUAUCCUAUUUGUUAUUGGAAUGUGUGCUUUAUUUUCUAAAGAGAUCUUGAACCUUACUUGGUGGCCACUCUUUCGAGAUAUGUCCUUUUACAUCAUUGACUUGAUCUUGCUAAUCAUCUUUUUUCUGGAUAACUUCAUUAUGUGGUGGGAAAGCGUAACACUCCUGACAGCAUAUUUUUUCUAUGUGACAUUUAUGAAGUUCAACGUCCAAGUAGAAGAAUUGGUGAAGAAGUUUUUAAACAGGAACAAGGUUGAGAAGGUAACAACAGAUGCUGAAGGAAAGUCACCUAAUGCUGGAGACAAGGAUGACCAAACAUUGACGACCAAGCCACGUCUCCAGCGGGGAGGAAGCUCCGCAUCUCUCCACAACAGUCUAAUGAGGAACAGCAUCUUCCAGCUCAUGAUUCACACACUUGACCCACUUGCCGAAGAGCUUGGAUCAUAUGGAAACCUAAAAUAUUAUGACACAAUGACUGAAGAAGGAAAGUUCAAGGAAAGGGCCUCAAUUCUGCAUAAGAUUGCCAAAAAAAAGUGCCAGGUGGAAGACAGUGAAAGGCAGAAUGGAGCGGCUAAUCAUGAGAAAGGUGCAAAAGUGGAAGUUGCAGUAACACCACCAAGUGAUUCAGGACCAGUGCAGAACGGAAUCGCCCAUAAUGUUGAAGAGAAUGAAGAGGAUGAGGAGGAACAGCCUCUCAGCCUGGCCUGGCCUGAAACCCCACGCAAGCAGAUCACCUAUCUUCUGGUAUUACCCAUUGUUUUUCCACUGUGGGCUACCCUGCCAGACGUCAGAAAACCUACAUCAAGAAAAUUUUUUCCUAUCACAUUUUUUGGCUCUAUCAGCUGGAUUGCCUUCUUUUCUUACUUGAUGGUCUGGUGGGCACACCAGGUUGGAGAGACCAUUGGUAUUACUGAAGAAAUCAUGGGAUUGACUAUCCUAGCUGCUGGCACAUCCAUUCCUGACCUUAUUACCAGUGUUAUUGUAGCACGCAAAGGUCUGGGGGACAUGGCUGUAUCCAGUUCUGUUGGAAGCAACAUAUUUGACAUCACAGUGGGCCUUCCUCUUCCAUGGCUCCUGUAUGCUGUGGUUAACAGCUUUGCCCCAGUGACAGUCAGCAGCAAUGGUCUGUUCUGUGCGAUUGUCCUCCUCUUCAUCAUGCUGCUCUUUGUCAUCCUCUCCAUUGCUUCCUGCAAGUGGAGGAUGAAUAAAAUCCUGGGUUUCCUCAUGUUUGGGCUUUAUUUUGUGUUCCUGAUUGUCAGCGUCCUUCUGGAGGACAAAGUGAUCCAGUGUCCUGUCUCCAUCUAGUGGAAAGUGCUGUUUCUCGACAGAAAAGAAAAAAAGAAAAAAGAAAAACCAAAACAUAUUUAUUAAAGAAAAAAUACAUAUGUCGAAACAAAACAGCAAAAAAAAAAACAAAAAACCCAGAGUGUGGAAAAUUGCAGCGGGAAUAACCUAUGGAUCUGAUGGAUCUGUAAAUUUCCUCCUCCUCAAUUUUGAAAGAAUGAAAGAAAGAAAUGGAAACAAAGAGUCAGUCUCAGAGCUGAAGAAUGGCUGCUGCUGGACAGUGCAGUAAUGCCUGAAGGGCUGAGUCUGGGUGCACCGAGGCUUCCUCUGCUGCAGAACAUCCUUGCUGCUCAGCACUGAACACACGACAUACUCAUGGCAACUGUGAAAGUUACUGAUUCUCCUCUGCCUACGGUACCUACCCGCAGACUUCUUGUUCUCUGUAGUAGUAUACACAGACACACAGUGUGCUCAGUUCUUAAAGCUCUCCUCUUCCAAGGGGAAUGCUAAUAUUAACUUUGUGGAGGCACCACCCCCCACACACCCUGGUACAGAAUUUUUCCGAUAACCUGCUGAAACUCCUGAGUGGAAAGCAUACACCAAGCGAUGAGUCACAAACAGGGAAGAGCUUGUAUGCCUCUUCAUGUAAGUGGAUUUAUGUGAUGUGAUUUCAGCAAAGCCAGGGAAUUCAUCAGUGUUUUGAUCAUCUGCAUCACAGGUCCGUAAAGGCAAUCAGCAGGAUGUUAAUGGUGGUUUUUCACAUCUUGCAAAACUCUUCAGGUUCCAGAAACUCUGGCACUGAAGGAGCCAUGAUGCCUGACCAUUUUGUAACUGGUGCAGAUUUUCAUUGCAUUCUCAUGCAAAGACCAAAAUGGGGAUAAUCUUUCUUCUCUAAUAGCAACGCAGCAUGCAGUGACAUCAUACAGUUAAGUGAACACACCAUUUUUUCUAAUGCAGCAAUAUCAACAGUACCAAUGGCUUUCAGAUGCUGUUAUGAGUUUGCCUUUUCAUGCCAGAAUAAAAAGGCUAAUUUGCUUAUGCAUAGUAUUUCAUACAGAAAAUAGAAGUAGUUAUAAAGUGGCAGCCUAAUUGCUAAGUGAAUAUAUACUUUAUAGGCUUUCACUAUUACUUGGAGUGUAAGGACCUUCACAGCUACAUAUAGUUAUAGCUGGAAGAGAUCUCCAGCUGUUGUAUAAAGCUGGGGAAAUUCACUGUUUGCUGUUAUAAAUUUGCUGUUAUAAAUCUUGAAACUAGGUAGGAGAAACACAAUUUAAAUACAGUGGAGCUGCAAGAAACUUACAUGAAAAUUCUUCAGUAUUGCUGGAAGUGUACAUGUCUAAAGAAAGGAAGGAGUGAAAAUGCAACAUCCUUUUUCUGAGAUACUGAGAGAAUGAGAAGGUCCAAAAAUAGAGCAGAAAAAAAACCAAGAAGGGAGAAAGCAACUAACUUUCUGUAGUUUGGCUGAUUUUUUUAAAAAAAUUAGAGGACUGGAAUGAAUGUUAAGAAAUUAUUUCAGAUAAUCAUCAUUUGUUUGUUCAAAUGUUUUGUGCAAUUAAGAGUUCAUGAAGUUUCAGUGCAUUUCUGUGACCUGUUUCAGCAUUGUUUUAUAUGUGUAUUGUGCUCACAAUGGCAAUGCCAUUCUCACAUCUGUAUAACAGAAGUCUCAGCACAUUUUGUCUUGGCUGUUUUUCUCUGCUCCACACUGUUCGUUUCUCACUCAUCCCCUUUUUCCUUUACUGUUCUCCUGUUAUAUGUGUUUGUAUGUAACAGUGUAUGAUUAGAAAGUAAGGACUUGACAGAAAACAACGGUAGAAAAAACAGUACAAAAUUCAUAUUAGGAAUGUUAAUAUUAUGUGACAUCAUGAAGAAAAAAGUGAGAUGUUAUUGAAAUAAAGGAAGGAUACUAGGAGUUGCAAUGUCUGCUACUCAUAUAUUGUCCUAAGUCCUAGCUACAUGCAGAAUCAGUAUUUGAUCUUAACUAUACAACAAGCAACAUCUCUUUCUUCUUAGGGCUUUUUAGAGUGAGCUUUUCACAUUGAGAGCAAAGCUUGUCUUUGUAUUCAAGAUCCUUCACUGGUGCAGAAUUGUUACCUGUCUUAACGACAGUGCUGCCCAUCUCUUACAUUCGUUCCUACGGGGUAUGCAAUGGAAAGGUGGGUGUAUAUUCAUAACUGUGGUGCCCUCUACUGACAGAACAGCAACCUGAAGCAAUUUGUGACCCAAAUUCUGACCUCGCCCAAAACCUGUGUCCCAAAAUAUGGAGCUGACUCCGCAGUACAAUCUAUUCCAGAGGAGUCACCAAAAGCUUUUGUUUCUGAUGACAGUGCUCAAAACAGGCAAUCCUUUCCCAAGUAAGCAGAAUCAUGCACAGGAGUGAUCUAAAGGAAGGGCUGUGUAUGCGGGCACUUACAAAAUACUGCAAUGUCCAGAUUUCACUGAUCUGACAUUUCAAAUCAAGAAACAAGACCAGAGUCCAAUCUCUAUUUAGUACACUAUUUUUUUUUAACUUCAUACCAUCAUGGCAUAACAACUCCCACACUGGAAAACUCCUACCUGACCUUCAGAGCUCUAAGAGCACUCUGAUGCACUCAGGGCAUCAGCAGCAGAGACUGCUGCCCCACUGAGGGCAGGUAGGGCAUAGAGAGUAACUGGCAUCAACAGCUUAUAGGAAGACCUUUAUGUAUACCAUUAAGGACAUUGAUAUCCUGUAAUGGCAUUUCUAUACUGUCUUAAAAUGCAUCUCGUUUAUUUCCCAUGUCUGUUUGUCCCUAUCACAUCUUUAUCUAAGAAGGUAUUAAAAACAACUUUUCCUCCUCCAGAAUAAGACACCUCAUGGCUCCCACUGCCUUAUAUCAUUGGGCAGAUCAUUUUUCAAAUGGCUGAAUAACUGUGCCAGUGAUACCUCAGAUCCAGGGUUAAUAGGACAGAUUUCAAUUGUGUGGUGCUUUCUGUAAAGACUGUCUGUGAACAAUGUUUAUACUUGCCAAGGCACCUUUCUACUGCUGUGGUAAACUGUUGGUGGAUAAUUGGAUGCUGAUGUGCUCUUUGAUUACAAGACAACAGCUCUGCUGGCUAGUAGAGAAAAAGAGGAGUGGGAUGGAGGGAGAAGCUUAUUCCCUUAUCCUGUACAGAAGGAAUUCAAUCUUAAACUAGAAUGCUGAGAAAACAGUCAAAAGCUGCUCCAACCCAGUGACUGGGUGUCAGUGAGUUGUCCAGACUCAAUGCUGCCAGAAACGCAUGCACUUGUUGCAUUCCUAUUUUAUAAUUCCUAUUUUAUAGGAAUUCCUAUAAUACAUUCCUGUUUUAUAAUUUCAACAAAUCUCCCAGCAUAAAGUGUUUCUCAUUGUUCAUAAUUCUUUCAGUGUAGGAUCACAAACUCUUCUCAACAUUGCACGCCUAGAAGUCAAACUUCUAUUUUCUUCAGCCAAAGUUCUGAAUGACUUCACUAGGAAUCUCGUCCUUCACACUGCCCAAAUUCUAUAGUGAGCUGAUUGGUGUUGAAGCCUUUUCCACUUGGCUGUAUGCCUGUGCUCACUUACUCAAUCGCUACUGCUGUCUGCAUAAUCCUUGUGAAGUAUAAAUGAAUAAUUAAUAGAAAAAUUGGCAUUGAUAAAGAUCCUGUUCUAGCUUAGCACUUUCAGGACACCAGCUUGGAAACAUAGAAGUAAGAUAAGAAUGCAACUUCAGAUUAAAUACUCAACCCUCUAUGGCACCAUCAUCUCUGAAUGGAAUCAAUAUUGAACACAGUUUUUGGAAGGGAUUUGUGGUAGCAUUUGAAUAGGAUCAUGGUUCAGAUUGUAGCCAGUUUUAAAGGUCUUCUGCACUAACUUCAUUGGAAUUAAAUAUGAGAAUGGGCCCCAUUGGUAAAAAAUACCAUGGGAGUUCUACAACUAUUCUGUUUUCCCUCUGCAUAAGCCACCCUGGUCACAACUUGGCAAAAGCUAUAGAAGUGUGAUUAAAAGUGUGGUGUGAAGAUUCUCUCCUUAAGAACUACAUGUAGACAUGGAAAAGUCUUUCAGCAAAGCUCUUUGUAUUUUUAAUUAACUAUUUUACUGAAAGCUAGUGCUUUCUUAUAGUGCAGACAGGCUCUUGUGUCUGUAUGCUUCUGCUUAUGUAUCCAGUUGAUGUGGCUGACUGCAUAAACUUCAUGAAGCAUAAAGCACAGUGGGUGACAAGCAACCUUAUCUAGGUGUCAUUUGUUUGUAAUGGCAAUGAACCUACCAUAUAAUUUCAACAUACACUACUCUGAAGUAGUUUAUGGUCACUGUCACUCAUGGUACUGUUGUGUGUGGAUAUGAAGGUCCACAAAGUGGUAAGUUAAACAUGUAGUUAAUCCAAGUACAGUGAAAAAUAGAUGCUUAGAAAUAUUAUUAAUGUUUGGGUGUUUUUUAAGGGAUUAUUUCUCUGGUUGUCUUUUACUUCAUUACAUAUUUUGCAAAAAAAAAAAA
This is a messenger RNA of Motacilla alba alba, 6699 nucleotides long. It is a transcript of the gene SLC24A2, whose product is annotated as solute carrier family 24 member 2. Gene Ontology annotation, cellular component: membrane. The transcript is spliced from 11 exons. The coding region runs from base 320 to 2272 and encodes 650 amino acids. The record is from RefSeq and is a predicted model, not a curated record. Gene Ontology annotation, biological process: long-term synaptic depression; long-term synaptic potentiation; calcium ion transmembrane transport. NCBI's taxonomy places the organism in Eukaryota, Metazoa, Chordata, Aves, Passeriformes, Motacillidae. Gene Ontology annotation, molecular function: calcium channel activity; calcium, potassium:sodium antiporter activity.